UGCGCCGUCGCGGCCCUCUGGGCUCCGGGCCCCGGCGUCCGCGGCAUCGCCGCCCUCCGGCCUCCCCGCACCAGGGCGACGGCGUCCUCCCCGCCCCGCGCCAAGGGGCAUGGUGGGGAUUUUGGCCCCACAAAGGGGAUGAAGCCGCGGGGAGCCAGUUUUUUGGGCUUCUCCUCCCUCAACUGGCUCCUUUCAGCGGGAAUUGCGGGGCUUCUCCGGUGAAGCCGUUUCGUGUUCCCCCGUUCGGUACGGCUUCGCGAGAAGCUGGUGGAGAAGCGGCUCAAGAAGCCCUGCCAAAGUCAUCACGUUAGGUCCUGCCCGAGUGACCCAUCAUCAAUCAAACUAGCUGGUUGAGCGCGAGCAAUGGAGUUGGGGACGGGGGCGAUAGGGAGCCUUCUCCCCAAGCUGGUUGAGCUGCUCAAGGAGGAGUACGGCUUCCACGAGGGUGUAAGGAAGAAGAUCAAGUCUCUCUCACGGGAGCUGGAGAGCAUCCAUGCCGUCCUCCGCAAGGUCGGCGAGGUGCAUCCGGACCAGCUCGAGGAGCUGGUCAAGCUCUGGGCGCACGAUGUCAGGGAGCUGUCCUACGACAUGGAGGACAUUGUCGACACUUUCUUUGUGCGCAUCGACGACGGUCCUGAGCAUGUUGAUGCACGCAUGCUCAGGCGUCUCCGGAAGAAGAUGGCAAAGAUCUUCAAGAAGUGCAAGCAUCAACGCAAGAUUGCUGGAGCUAUCCGGGACAUGAACAAGAGAGUCGAGGAGGUGGCUGCAAGGCGUGACAGGUACACGGUCGACAACGUUAUCGCCAAGCUUGCAAGUCCUGCUACCAUUGAUCCUCGCAUGCAGGCGCUAUACAAGAAGACGGCAGAGCUUGUUGGUAUUGAGAAGCAGAGCGAAAAGCUCGUAAAGAUAUUGUCCCUUGGGGAUGGUGUUCAUGCGUCCGAUGAGGCGAUGAAGAUUGUCUCUAUAGUUGGAUUCGGAGGACUUGGCAAGACAACUCUUUCCAAAGCAGUCUAUGACAAACACAAACCGGCAUUUGAUUGUGGGGCUUUUGUUCCGGUUGGCCGGGAUCCUGACAUGAAGAAAGUCUUAAGGGAUAUUCUCAUUGAUUUUGACUACGUGAAUCCAAAUGUGAUGAUAUUGGAUGAAAGGCAGCUCAUCAAUGAACUAAGGAAAUUCAUCCACAACAAGAGGUGUUUGUUUGUUAUUGAUGACAUAUGGGAUAAGAAAUCAUGGGAAUUGAUCCGAUGUGCUUUGCAACAUAGUAAUUGUCGAAGUAGAGUAGUGGUGACUACUCGUAUUUUUGAAGUCGCUACACAUAUUGGUGAUAUUUACAAGAUGCAACCACUUUCUCGCGAUGACUCUGAAAUAUUACUAUAUUCUAGAAUAACUGGUGGUGAAGACAGAUUUCUAGACAGUCUUUCAACUGAGGCAUGUGAUAAAAUUUUGAAGAAAUGUGGUGGUGUGCCAUUAGCUAUCAUUACAAUAGCUAGCUUAUUGGCAAGUAAAUCAGGGGAGGACUGGGCUAAGGUGUACAAUUCUAUAGGUUUUGGUGACAGAGGCAAUGACAUUGUUGAGAAUACUAGAAGAAUAUUGUCAUUUAGCUACUAUGACCUCCCUUCAUAUCUAAAGCCUUGCUUGCUGUAUGUAAGUUUAUUUCGGGAAGAAUAUGGGAUCGAGAAAAAUCUUUUGAUAUGGAAGUGGAUAGCUGAAGGUUUUAUUCAGAAUGAACAAGCAACAACAGAGAUAGAACUAUUUGAGCUCGGGGAAGGGUACUUCAACGAGCUAAUAAAUAGAAGCAUGAUCCAACCGAUGGAGAGAGAGGAUAACGGGUAUGUAUAUGGUUGUCGUGUUCAUGAUAUGGUGCUUGAUCUGGUCCGUGCACUAUCGAGUGAAGAAAAGUUCACCACUAUAUUGGACAGCAAUGACCAACAAAAACUCAUAGGCGGUAGCAAUACUCGCAGAUUUGCCGUGCACGGUAGGAGUGUUGAAGAGAGCACAACCGCACUCAGCUGGUUAACAUAUAUGGGUUUGGAGAAAGUGAGGUCGUUUAGUGCGACGAAUAUUAAUGUGGUAACAUCAUGUUUCCGAGUUCUACGUGUUUUAACUAUAGAAGAUUGCAGUGUUGGGGAAGCUUGGGGAAAACAUAGAUUACGGCACUUAGGGAGUUUACGUCACCUGAGGUAUCUUGGAAUUUUGGAUACACAAAUUGAUGAGCUCCCCAAGGAAGUUGGAGACCUCAAGUUUCUACAAACACUGAAUUUGUCAGGUACCGGAAUGCAACAGCUGCCGGAGGGUGUGGGCCUGUUGAAACAACUGUUGUGCCUACGUGUCAAUGACAGUAUAACAGUGCCGUCUGGUUUGAUCGGGAACCUUACUUUGUUGCAAGAGCUGAAGAUAUGGCCGGCUGAUGAUGCGUCAACAAGGCAGCUCAUCAAGGACCUGGGCGAGUUGAGAGAACUAAGGACGCUCCGGUGUACCAUUCAUGUAAGCGAUGAGAGCAUGGAGAGAGAUUUGCUGGAAUCGCUUGCAAAUCUCCACAAGAUCCGCACCUUAUUUGUUUUUGGCUCAGCAUUGGCGAGAGGCAUCACAAGUGAAGAAGUAUGUUUUGUGGCUCCUCCUCGGUGCCUUGGACAGAUGUGUUUGGAAUGCUUCAAGUUCUCUGCACUACCGGUAUGGAUGGACUCGACACUUGUUUUGAACCUCACCCAUCUGGAUGUGACAGUGAAUUUGGUGCAAGAACAGGACAUGGAAACCCUUGGGAGGCUACCAGAGCUCUGUUAUCUCAAACUGAGUUCAGAUCACACCAGACUAUUAAGCAUAAGGAAGACCACUGGUGAUCUGCACCGCUACUUCCGGAAGUUGAGAUUCUUUCACACUCCCUUUUCGUUUGUCCAGUUUGAUUCACACGGCUGCGAAAGCGACGACGAUGCAACCAUAGCACAUUCCAUCAUGAUGCCAAGCCUUGAAUCCCUUGUGUUUUCUGUUUAUGUGCGGUUCAUAAAAGAUAUGGACAUUAUUCAGCCUGGCUUUGAGAAUCUGCUUGGCUUUGAAAAUGUUGCUGGUACUUCGCUCCAGAGGGUUACUGCUACGAUCCAGUGUGAGGACGCUACUGCUGCGGAGGUGGAGGAAGCGAAGGCAGCAUUGGCACAUGCAGCUGAUCUCCAUCCCAACUGUCCCGCCCUUAGAAUUCAGAUGGAGAAUAAGCAUAAGAUGCUCUCAACUGACCGAGAGGUUUCUGGAAAAAUCCAGAAUGGUGCCCAUCAGCACCAGAGGAAACCAGACUGAAUUUAGUUGAUUUAUUGUGCACUUUCUUCUCACCGAUCUCUGUUGCAUCCUUGUAUGUGCGCUUGUUUUAACUCUCUUCUUCUUUAGACUGAAAUACUGAAUACAGGAAGUGACAACAUAUUCAUUAAGGAAAAUGAUUUUUCAAGUAUGAGCGUUUGGUUUA
Messenger RNA from Setaria italica (foxtail millet), 3448 nucleotides. Its product is annotated as putative disease resistance protein At1g50180. The coding region runs from base 364 to 3285 and encodes 973 amino acids. Gene Ontology annotation, molecular function: ADP binding. NCBI's taxonomy places the organism in Eukaryota, Viridiplantae, Streptophyta, Magnoliopsida, Poales, Poaceae. Gene Ontology annotation, biological process: defense response to other organism. The record is from RefSeq and is a predicted model, not a curated record. The transcript has 3 exons.